Molecule: messenger RNA, 3702 nt
Organism: Drosophila santomea
Lineage: Eukaryota; Metazoa; Arthropoda; Insecta; Diptera; Drosophilidae
Gene: tey
Product: protein Teyrha-meyrha
Exons: 9
Coding region: 680-3199 (839 amino acids)
Biological process (GO): protein ubiquitination
Molecular function (GO): ubiquitin protein ligase activity
Source: RefSeq, a predicted model, not a curated record
UUUACGGCCGAGGGAAGGGGGCUGAUCGAGGAGGAAAAUGGAAGAGGGGCAAGGAAAUCCGGGGAGUGCCAGUACCAGUACCAGUUCGAGUGCCAGUACCAGGUGCUGGCAGACAAACAGGCGUACAAUGGCCAACGGAUGGACAAACGCAACCAUUUUGGAAUAAUAAUGCAGCGACAAAAGCAAACUGUGCGCCCAAAGAGGUGAGAACAUAAUGUAAAGACACUGCCGCAGUGGGAGUGGGCGUGCGCCAGAGCGGGACGGCGAGAGUGCACCCAAACCGGUUGAGGCCGCUGGCCAAUCAGAGGCCGCGAGGCGUUACGCAGCGACGUCGACGCCGACUGCGCAGCGGCGAGGCUGGAGAAGAGGAAGCACACGGGGCGACUUACGGCAACUGGUUUCCAUUUGGCCUCAGUUGGAUUUCUGCAGCGCGUACGUGCGGGUGUUCUGUGUCGAGCGAGAGAGAGAGUUCAAGAGAGAAGGAGAACGAGUGAGCUGUCAGCUGAUCCGAGUUACCGUUUUACCGACGCGCAAAUACAAUUCCUAACCGAUUAUUACCGAUACCGAGUGAUCUUUGCAUGUGCCAACACUAAAACACAAGCGAAAGUGAGGUUAUGAGUGCCCCCUAGUGCCAAAUUAGUCUAAGCCAAAACCAAAACAAAACACAAACGAGCUGCAGAUGGAAAGCAACGCAUUUGGCAGCAGCCAUUUGCCGUCCCAAGCGCUCGUUGUCCUCUCGGAAGCCGCUUCCGGUCUGCACGAGGCUCUACGUGGACAACGUCCGUUUCCAUCGAGAGUAAUCCCUUUCGAUUUCCCCCUCUUGCAGCUACCCGACGCCAAAGAUCUGCACAACAUGUCACUAGUCGGCAACUACUUCAAUCCGCACCUGCUGCUCAACCACGGGAUGCUGGUGGCCAAUGGAGCGGCGGCGGCAGCGGCGGCGGCGGGAGCGGGACCGGCCAGCUACUUCGCCAGUGACCGCUCGCCGCUGGGCAAGCCGUCGGUGCUGUCGAACUUCUCGCUGCCGUCGGCCUUCUCGCCGCCCAAGUACAUCGGCAUAUCCCUGGAUCAGAAUCUGUUCAAUGGCAGCGAAUCAUUUCGCACGGACUCGGCCAGCCCCACAUGCACAUCCCAUGAAUCCAUGGAGGGAUCACAGGAUUACGACGCCGUUGAAAAGGGUGAAAGUCCGCGCAGCAAUAAUUCUCAGGAUCCCAGGGAUUUGAGACAUCUGCAUAAUGCGGGGAAGGGCCACCAGGCACUGGCCACCUCCUCGUCGGCGUCCAGCUCCUCGUCCUCCUCCUGCUCCACCAGCAAUCCGGCCAUCAGUACGGCGACCAGCAGCGUUGCCGUUUCGAUGGCCAGCCACCUGGCCGCCUCCUCGCCGCACCACCACCCACACACGCACGCCCACUCGCAUCCGCAUCCGCUGGCCCAUCCGCACGCCCACAGCCACCACCACGUGGGUCACCAUGUGGGAGCACCUCCGGUGUCCACGGCGGUGACGACGCACCACCACAUGGCCCACCCCCAUCCGCUGUCCCACCACCACGCCGCCCACCACGCGGCCUUGGCCAGCUUGAGCAUGGCGGGUCUGCGGGCAGUUCCGGGUGGACUGAGCCUGGUCAGUGGGCUGCAGGCGGCAGCUGCCGGAGGAGCUAUUCCCGAGAUGUGCCCCGUUUGCGGACUGAAGCUGAGCGCCGAGGAGUGGCACACCCACUUCCUCACCGAACUGGACCGGCUCUACAAGCUGAGCGCUGGGUUCGAAAGGGCCAGUCUGCAGGCCACCUACAUGUUCGCUCCUCCGUGUCCCGCGCAGGAGAACGCCAUUCGCACCAGUCACAACCGCUGGGAGACCUUCCAGAGAAUAAGGAACAAUCGCCAGAACCGCCUGAGACUCAAAGUUCGAAAGCGCAAGUACGGCGAAAUGUACAUGAUGGAGAGUCUUUACUGUAGCAGCUGUCCGAUCUGUAAGAGGAAGUACGCCUUGGAGACGGGGAAGAUUCCUCCAGAGGACGACGCCAAGUCGCAGGAGGAGAUCGAAACGGUGGACGUGGAGAGCUGCAACGACGAAGUGCCCGACUCCGGGUCGGAGCUAGCUGCCCCGGGAUCGGGGUCAUCCGCCACGGUUCUGCCGCCUUCCAGUAUGCACAACAGCAACUCGCAGCCGGGCAAGCUGGACGGGAUUCUCUACCGGACGGGCUGUGUGCUCAGCCAGAAGGAUGCGCAUCCCGACGAGCCGGACGUGAGCACCAAUGUGACAACGGCGAGCAGCAGCAGUUGGCCGGGCGAGGUCAACGCACCAACCCAGGCACAUAUCAGUGUGAAAACCGUGAGCGAGCUGUCAUCCACCACUCAUCACUACUACAACGCGGACUCCUGCGGCGUGGGCGUGAACGACACCAACAGCAGCAGCAGCACCCACAACAACGGCGGUGGCAGCAGCAAGGAUCUGAUGAUGGACACCGCCUCGUGCCAGAACGAUAGCGACGAGGACGUGAUUGUGGACGACGACGACACCGUGAAGAUGUCGAGCAAAGUCAGCUAUGCCAAGAUUCAACGUCGCCAGGAGGAGCAGAACGUGGGCAGCAGCAGAUCCCUCGAGAACAUCUCCCCUGUGGAGGAGCGACCGCGGUCCGAGCCGCAGGUGAGCAGCACCGAACCGGGACCCAUGGACAUAUCGCACAGCAGCAACAUAAAUAACAAUAACAACAACAACAACAACAACAACAACAGUAGUAACAACAACAACAAUCCGUCAUCGAAAUACACGGAGAGCAUGGAGAACAGCCUGUCGCAGUUGUCUUCGAUGGGCGUGCCGGGAUUAACGCAAUUGGACACAAAGGUGGGGAUUAGUUCGGAUUUAAAACCGGACGAUGAAAACAAAUGUUUCAUUUGUAAGACAGGCAUAAAGGAUCUCAACACGGAUGCGUUCCUGCGCGGCCGUAACUUUUACUUCCACCAGAGUUGUGCCAACGUCAUGAGCAGCUAUCGGCUGAACAAGGAGCUUCUCAACCAGGCCCAGAAUCAGCAGAGGGCGGCCGCCAACGGAAACGGAACUGGAAGUGGCAGUGGGAACGGAAAUGGGAACGGGAUCGGGAUAGGGAUCGGGAUGGGGGAUUCGGCCGGCGCCACGGCAACGCCCCGCAGCCUUUCACCUGCCCAAUCGCCGCAGCAGAGUGUUUCCCAGGCCAUGGAGUGAGCGGGGGAGGAUCGGGGCAAUCAGAGGUAUCGGAGGGGUCGAGUUGAUAGUAGCAAUCAAAGCGUGAAUUUAUUAAAUUAAUUAACAACAUAUUGUAUUCGAGGUAGCUAAUGAAACGCGACGAGCAAGCCGAAGUGGUUAAUGGGACAUCCCCAAAGUAGGCAACACUUGCUCGCUUCUGCUGCCCCGCCCCCAAAAACAAAAAAGAGUAUGGAAUCCAAAUGUUUUUGCCCUGUAUAAAUUCUACAUGUAAAAUUCAUUUGCUUUCGUUUUCAUUUUAAAUGGAAUUGGUUCUGUGUAAAAGAAUAUUUUAGUGCAAUUUUUGGGUUGCCUUCUCAACGGUCGUAUUAUUAAAUUAAAUAUAUGUAAUAUCAGUAUGUAUGUAUUCGUAGUUUCCCUGAACGUGCUAUAAUUGUUAAAUGUUUCAUUGAUAACGAAUCAAACAAUAUACGAUAAAUGAGAAUAAAUUAUCAUCUCUAAGCAAACUAGUUGUAAAUUCUUAA